Molecule: messenger RNA, 7390 nt
Organism: Microbotryum saponariae
Lineage: Eukaryota; Fungi; Basidiomycota; Microbotryomycetes; Microbotryales; Microbotryaceae
Source: the annotation of a GenBank genome assembly
AUGGCACCUUAUAAACCCCGAGGAAGGGGAGGAAAUUACCGAGGCGGCGGAGGAGGAGGAGGAGGAGGUGGUGGUGGUGGUGGAAGGGGAUCUUUCCGAAGAAGAGGACGAGGAGGGAGUAGUAAUCGAGGAGGGGCUUCGUCCGGUGUGGUGUUGCAGACAGAGGCGGAGGGGACUAAGGAAGGGGAUAAGAUUGAGGACGCAAAGGUGUGUAACUGUCGGGUCGUGAGGUUGAUUCAAAUGUUCUGUGGGUGGCUGACGAGUGGUGUAUGGCGUUCCUUCUGAGCAGGCCUGGGACGCGUUGGAUGAGUCGCUCGGAUUCGCAAAGUACGAACAAGGGCCGCCCAAGGUCGGGUGGCUCGUCAACAUGAUUGCCGUGAGUUGCAAUCGCAUGGGAAGUACGUCUACCGUCACCGGUCGAGGCUGACCACAAUUUGUUCAUGCUGUCGCUCCGCGCAGACUUUGGUUCCCGAUGAUUCUGGAGCACCACCGAGAGCGGGAGUCGAUUACUAUUUCAUCCAAGAUGAUGGUGAUAUGUUCAAGAGCACAAUUUGUUAUCAACCUUAUUUCUACAUCGCUUGUCGCGUAAGUUCCAAGGGGACGCCGAGACGGAGGGCAGAGAUCUGCUUCGGAUGAGAAUCCUUCACUUGUGCAGCGCUGACUUGGAAACGUUCCGUUUGGCCCAUUUGACAGAAAGGACACGAGGGUCAAGUCGAGGAAUGGAUCUUGCGCAAGUUUGAAGAGCUCGUCACCAAGGUUCAGCGAGUUCGAAAGGAGGAUCUGAAACUGGUCAGUCAGGCUAACCGCCGGCAGCCUCAGGACAGAAGGCCACGCCCGCUGACCUCGUUUGUUUCCCGCUGCAGCCCAAUCAUCUUCUAGGUUACCGACGGGAAUACGUUGCCCUUCACUUCCGCAACCAGAACGACCUCUUCGCCGUCCGACGCGAGCUCCUCCCGAUCGCAACCAAAAACCGAGAAAAGCUCGACGCGGUCGACACGUACGCCGAAGUAAUCUCGGCUGAUCGAGCGAACGAGAUGGACUACGAUAUGGAGGACAUUGGUUCGGGCAAGGGCAAGUCCAAGUCAUUUGCUCAGGUCGGUGCCGCGGCGGGCUCGGCCGGGCCGGCGACAGAUCAUAUUCUUGACAUCCGAGAGUAUGAUGUGCCGUACUAUCUUCGAGUGGCGAUUGACAAGGGUGCGUGCGGUGAGAUCAUGCGUAGAAUUCUCCGCAAAGUGAUACUAAUAAUUCGGCCGUGAUUGCAUCGCACAGACAUUCGUGUGGGGUUGUGGUACGACGUCAAGGCCGACCACGGGGAGGUGUCGAUCUCCCUGAUCAAAGAGCGAGUCUCGCGUGCCGAGCCCGUCGUGAUGGCCUUCGAUAUCGAAACGACGAAGGCCCCCCUCAAAUUCCCGGACCAGCAAACCGAUCAAGUGAUGAUGAUCUCGUACAUGAUCGACGGUCAGGGCUUCCUCAUCACGAACCGCGAGAUCGUCAGUGCCGACAUUGAAGACUUUGAAUACACGCCCAAAGCCGAGUACGAAGGCCCUUUCAUGAUCUUCAACGAAGCCGAUGAAAAGGCGACAAUCGAGCGCUUCUUUGAGCACAUCCGACAGGCCAAACCGACCGUCAUCGCGACGUACAACGGUGACUCGUUCGAUUUCCCUUUCCUGCUGGCAAGGGCGACGGCGCACGGGAUUGACAUGUACAAGGAGACAGGGUUCAAGCUCGAUUCGGACGACGAAUUUAAGAGUCGCAGUUGCGUGCACAUGGACUGCUUCCGAUGGGUCAAGCGUGAUUCGUACCUUCCCCAGGGAAGUCAAGGUCUCAAGGCCGUCACCGUCGCCAAACUCGGCUACAACCCGAUCGAACUCGACCCGGAACUCAUGACGCCGUACGCGGUCGAACAACCGCAGGUCCUGGCGCAGUACUCCGUUUCCGAUGCAGUGGCGACCUAUUACCUCUAUAUGAAAUACGUCCACCCUUUCGUGUUCUCGUUGUGCAACAUCAUCCCGCUCAACCCGGACGAAGUGCUGCGCAAAGGAUCGGGCACGUUGUGCGAGACCUUGUUGAUGGUUGAAGCGUACCGGGGCGAAGUCAUUAUGCCGAAUCGACACGUCGAAGCGCACAACAACAUGUAUGAUGGACAUCUCUUGGAGUCCGAGACCUAUGUCGGAGGUCACGUCGAGGCGCUCGAAGCGGGCGUCUUCCGAAGUGACAUCUCGACCGAUUUCAAGAUCGUUUCAUCGGCUGCACAGCAGCUCAUCGAUGAUCUCGAUGACGCGCUGCAAUUCAGUAUUACGGAGGAAGGGAAGCACUCGUUGGAUGACGUCGAAAACUACGACGAGGUCAAAGCCGAAAUCACGGUCAUGUUAGAGGAACUGCGGGACAACCCACUGCGAUCCGAUACCCCGCUCAUCUACCAUCUCGACGUCGCGGCCAUGUACCCCAACAUCAUGUUGUCCAAUCGGCUGCAGCCUGAUUCAGUUGUCGACGAAGCGACGUGCGCCGCGUGCGAUUACAAUCGACCGGGGAAGCAAUGUCAGCGCAAGAUGAAGUGGGCCUGGAGGGGCGAAUACUUCCCCGCCAAACUGGACGAAUUCAAGAUGGUGCGCAACGCUUUGGAGCAAGAGAUGUUCCCUCCGAGAUGGCCGGGCAAACCUCCGAGAAGGUUCAUUGAUUUGUCCCCUACGGAACAGACGACGUUGUUGCACAAACGAUUGGGCGAUUACUCACGCAAGGUGUACAAAAAGACCAAGGAGACCAAAAUCGAGACCAAGGAAGCGAUCAUUUGUCAACGCGAGAACCCGUUUUAUAUCGAUACGGUGCGCACGUUCCGAGAUCGACGAUACACUUACAAAGGUCUGCACAAGACGUGGAAGAAGAACCUCGACACGGCCAUAGCAGGGGGUUCGAUUCCGGAGAUAUCUGACGCCAAGCAGAUGAUCGUCCUGUACGACUCGUUGCAGUUGGCGCACAAGUGUAUCCUCAACUCAUUCUAUGGUUAUGUCAUGCGCAAGGGUGCUCGAUGGCAUUCGAUGGAGAUGGCGGGGAUCACAUGUUUGACGGGGGCUUCGAUCAUCCAGAUGGCGAGGAAGUUGGUCGAACAGAUUGGGAGGCCGCUCGAGUUGGACACGGAUGGUAUUUGGUGCAUGUUGCCGAGCUCCUUCCCUGAUGGUCAGUCUGAGCUUCUGAGAACUAUGUUUGGACAUGGACUCUGACGCCGCUUAUAAUCCCAUUCCAGGCUUCACCCUCAAGCUCAAGAAUGGCAAAGAGUACGGCAUCUCGUACCCGUGCACGAUGCUCAAUCACCUCGUCUACAAAGACUUCACGAACGAUCAAUACCACGAGCUCGUCGAUCCCGUUCGAGGCACAUACGAGGUUCGGAAGGAAAACUCGAUCUUCUUCGAGUUGGACGGUCCAUACCGAGCCAUGAUCCUGCCGUCGUCCAAGGAAGAGGACAAGUUGCUCAAGAAGCGAUACGCCGUCUUCAACGACGAUGGCUCGCUCGCCGAGCUGAAGGGAUUCGAAGUCAAGCGUCGGGGAGAGCUUCAACUCAUCAAGACGUUCCAGUCGCAGAUCUUUGAGAAGUUCUUGCUAGGCGACACGCUCGUCAGCUGUUACGCGUCCGUAGCCUCGGUCGCCGACAAGUGGCUCGACGUCCUGUUUGGCAAGGCGAGCAGUCUCCCCGAUGACGAGUUGGUCGAACUCAUUGCUGAGAACCGAAGCAUGUCCAAGACGCUUGCCGAAUACGCAGGCCAGAAAUCAACUUCGAUCAGUACGGCUUGUCGUCUCGCCGAGUUUUUAGGCGAGCAAAUGGUCAAGGACAAGGGUCUGUCGUGCAAGUUCAUCAUUUCGACCAAACCCGUCGGCGCACCCGUAACGGAGCGCGCCGUCCCCGUCGCCAUCUUCUCUGCCGAACUGUCGGUCAAGAAGCACUUUUUGCGCAGGUGGCUCAAGGACAACGCUCUGACCAACUUUGAGCUGCGUUCGAUUCUCGAUUGGGACUAUUACAUCGAGCGACUCGGUUCCGUCAUCCAAAAACUCAUCACCAUCCCCGCGGCCUUACAAAAAGUAGCCAAUCCCGUGCCUCGCAUCCGUCACCCGGACUGGUUGUUCCGCCGCGUCGCCAAUCUCGAGGACAAGUUCAAGCAGCGCAAGGUCAACGAGAUGUUCGCGAUGCAGAAGCCCGUCGUGCGUACAGCCGAUAUGGAGGAUUUCGGACCCAAGGGAUACAUCCCCCGACCGAAGAAGGCGGCCAAGAUGAUCACUGCUGCGCCGAUCCCCAAGGUCGCUCCGGACAUGAACAAGGACUAUUCGGGCUGGAUCGCGUACAUGAAGCCGAUCUGGCGACAGAAGCGUCAAGAGAUGAAGCAAGCGGCGCGUUCGGGAGGGUUCGGCGGCAGGACCGGCGCGUUGGGCUCGAUGAUGAUGCAACAGUCAAGCGCGCUCUCGUCGGCCGUAUGGGAUGUCGUGCAGAUUACGCCUGUGGCUGAACGACCGGGCGAGUUCAAGCUGUGGCUUCUGAUCAAGGAUACGCUGCAGAGCGUGCGGUUGAAGGUCAGUAUUGAGGCUUUUAUCCUGGCCAGCUCUCCGUUGGAGUAUGCUUAUGUUCAUCGAGACUGUUUUCAGGUGUCUCGAGAGUUCAUCAUCAACUUCAUCGAAUUGCCAAAGUACAAGAGCGAGAUCCCCGAGGCAGCGACGGUCGAAGCGCUCAGUCGCACCUUACCCCGCUCCCAACGCGCCAUCAACCUCGUCAAGGUCACUACUUCUGAAGAGGACUAUGUCAAAGACGAAGCGCGGUACGGCGAGCUCCUGAACGGACCCAAUGUCGAUGGGGUGUAUGAGCAGGAUGUCCCGCUGGCUGUGCGGGCGAUCCUGCACCUCGGAUCGUCUUGCGUACCCGAUGGCUCCAGAGGCGUCACGCUCAGUCAGGGGCUCGAUCGUCACUUCGAGCUGGAGGAUCUUGUUCGACCGGGCGUGUCGCUCAGUCGGCGUCGAUACCUCGACCAAGGCCGCCGACUGCGAUAUGCGUACCUCUUCCAUACGACGAGCGACAGUCGCCAUGUCUUUGGGCUGUUCCUACCCGAUGGCACGGCCAAGGUUUACAUCGUCGAACGAGGCCGGACGCGUGACGUGACGAGUUUGUCACAAUACUACGCCGACAACCUGCAGAAACGCAAAGAGGCCGAGGAGAAGCGCUGGGUUGAGGAAAAAAAUGCGAAGGAGGUCGGCGUGUUCGAGUACACAGAUACCCUCGAGACCACCAUCGCCUACCCCAGCGGCGAGGACGCUGCGCUGCGCCUCCUCUCGCGAGACCUAGCCGCGCUCGCAUCGAACCGAUCCUCGUCUUCAUCGUUGUUGAUCGUUCACUCGCCCAAGGCUCGGUCGUAUUUUGAGGAGCGUAUCCCCGCUACGGCUCAGUUCCCCUUCAUUGUCAUCGCCUCGACCAAGGCCGACAACACGUUUCCAGCUCUGGCUUGGCAACUACCCGCCUGCAAGCGCAUGGUCCAGCACUACUUGCGCGCCGCCGUGUGGAUCCGCGAACGGAUCGAGCUUGCCGAUCGCUUCGACGUACCAAUCUGCAACCUCGAGCGUGACGUUCCCGUUUUCCUUGCCGACAUAGACUUUGCUCGGCGCUUGACCAAAGCCGAUCAGGUGCUGUGGUGGUCCUCAUCGUCGCGCCCCGCUCUCGGAGGUCGCGAAGACGAUGCGAACUCGCAGCAACUGGCCGACGAUCUCGUGAACCCCGAAAUCGGUCGACCGGGCUGCUACUCGAACGCGUGCCUCGAGAUCGAUUUGCGUAACCUCGCCGUCGAUGCCGUGCUUCAGUCCGCUUUAGUGUACGAGCUCGAAGGUGGAGAAGGUGGUGCCUCGAUUGGGUUCGAAGCGGCCUCGCACAACCUCGACGAGUAUUCGAAAGGUACGGCGCACGCGGCUGUCUCGCUUGGAGAUGCGGUGCUACCGACGCAAACGUUCAACCUUUUACGCUCGAUGGUCAAGUCGUGGUCGAACGAGGCCUCAAAAGCCGACGGUGCUCACUGGCGAUGGAUGCUCGAUCACUUCUGGCGGUGGAUCAGCUCCCCGGCUGCCAAGCUCUACGACCCAGCCCUGUAUCGGUUCGUUCAUGGACUCAUGCGCAAGACCUUCUCCCAACUCGUGGCUGAGUUCCGCCGUCUCGGAUCUGAGAUCGUGCACGCCGACUUUGGUCGGCUUUUCCUGCUUACGAGCAAGCCAUCGUCGUCGAGCGCGUAUGCGUAUGCGAACUAUGUCGUCUCGUCCGUCACGUCGCGCGAGCUGUUCCGCUAUAUCCAGCUCGACAUCGUGCGGUUCUGGGACCAGCUCGUCUGGAUGGACACGGCUAACUUUGCCGGCAUCAUCUGCGCCCAUCCCGAACGCAUCGAGGAGCCGCUCGCCGAGGAGAUCGAGAUCGAGAUGUCGUGGAACGUUGGGACAUUCCUCCCUUCCGCGUGCCAGGAUGACUUCUCGCUCGUCGUGGGCCAUUUUGUUCACGGCAUGUACCAAGCCAAGCGCAAGUCCGGUGAUUCGAUCCGGACACCCUUGCGUCUGCUGCCGAAUGGAAGUGGCACGGCGGCGGACCCGACCAAGACCGACGAGGUCGAGCUCGGACGCACGUUCAUAACCCAGACCUUGACCCGACAGCUGCUCAAAAUCGUCACGUCCCAAGUCGACAUGCACCGCGAGAAAGCGAACCGAGAGGCGUUCCAAUUCCCCAUUUUGCCCGGUGCCCACCUCAAGCUCAAAAACCCCGUGCUUGAGUUCAUCAAGACGACUUGCGCCAUCCUCGCGUUGGCCAAGGAGGUGCAUGCUGAGGUGCUAGUGCUCAAACGCAACUUGCUCGACUUGAUCAGCGUGCGCGAGUUUGCGGCUGAGGCGAUGUUCCGGAACCCCUGCUUGACGUUCAAAGUGCCCAUGGUGGUGUGCAAGAACUGCAACUCCGUUCGAGGUGUGUGCAUCUUGGACGUACUAGCCUCUUACAUCAUGUGCCAGUACUGACAUCUACUUUCUCUUUCCAGAUCUCGACUUGUGCCGCAACCCCGAAUUACUUAUCAAGAAUCAACCUUGGUGCUGCGAGCGCUGCAAGGCCGCAUACGACCGGUCCUCGAUCGAAGCGACCAUCAUCGAAUCGAUGCAACGUCGCAUCGUCGCUUUCCAACUUCAGGACCAACGCUGCGUGCGAUGCAAGCAGAUCAAGUCCACGAACCUGCGCUUGUACUGCGAGUGCAGUGGCGAGUACCAAAUGGCUGAGACGAAGCGAGAGGUAUCCAAGAGGUUGCUCGUGACGGAGAAUGUUGCCGAGUGGCAUGGGUUGCAGGAGCUCAAGAGUGUGACCGGGUGGUUAAUCGACAUGGUCGGUGGCGCGACGGAGUAG